This is a messenger RNA of Pimephales promelas (fathead minnow), 981 nucleotides long. The record is from RefSeq and is a predicted model, not a curated record. Lineage: Eukaryota; Metazoa; Chordata; Actinopteri; Cypriniformes; Leuciscidae.
CUUCAGGGUUUAAUGAUCAGUCAUUGGGUGUCAGAUGUGGAGUGAAUGAUCAUGUUGAUUUUAUUCCUUUAUUGUUUUUCUUCUCCAGCUAAUGUCUGUUCUGUGUUUCUCUGUUUGUGUUUGCUGAUGUGAAGGGGCUUAUGAAAUGACUAUGCCGUCAGUGAUUGUGGGAGAAUCUAUCACUCUAAACCCUGAUGGAGUACGUGAAGAUGACAGAUUACAGUGGAUAUUUAGAAGCUGUUGUAUUGCUGAAAGGGGAAGCGGUGCUCAUAGUUCCACUGUAUAUGAUGAUCGUCCUGAUGGGAGAUUUAAAGACAGACUGAAGCUGAAUCCUCAGACUGGAUCUCUGACCAUCCCAGAAACCAGAACCACAGACACUGGAGAUUUUGAACUACUGAUCAUCAGAUCAGGAAAGAUCUCAAUACAGAGAUUCAGAGUUUCUGUCUUUGUUCAUACAGAUGAUAUAGAGACCGUGUCAGUGAAGGAGGGAGGAUCUGUCACUCUGAAGACUGGUGUCGAUGACAUACAGAUAUUUGAACAGAUCCAGUGGAAGUUUGGACUAAACCUUCGGUUAGCUGAAAUCACAAGAGAGACUAAGAAAAUCUCACCAACAGCUGCUAAAAUACUCGAAGUCAAACUGGAUCUGGAUCGUAAGACCGGAUCACUGACCAUCAAGAAGAUCAGACCCACAGAUGAUGGAAUUUAUAUGCUACGCAAAAUUGACGAAAGAGGAAAUAUCACAACUAAAUUAUUCAGGGUUGCAGUCGAUCCCACUGAUUUCAGAAAUAACCCAGAGGAGAUGCCUUUGAACAGUAUCGCCUGACUCCAGACUGUGACAUCAUCAACAUUCAAAAUCAAUAAAAAUCAGAUUUCUCCUGAUGUGAGUCUCUAAACCCCCUAUGAAGGAGAUCUAGCUGUGUGUGUGUGUGUGUGUGUGUGUGUGUGUGUGUGUGUGUGUGUGUGUGUGUGUGUGUGUGUGUG